This is a messenger RNA of Anisakis simplex (herring worm), 390 nucleotides long. The record is from the annotation of a GenBank genome assembly. NCBI's taxonomy places the organism in Eukaryota, Metazoa, Nematoda, Chromadorea, Rhabditida, Anisakidae.
AGUUGUCCACAAGGAUUUUAUUUGCAUCAAAGGUUUGGACAGUGCUAUCGUUGUGAUUACGGUCAGUAUCAAGAUGAGAGCGGUCAACGCAUGUGUAAGAAAUGUCCGUAUGGAACGACAACGAAACAACUUGGAGCUGCAUCAAUAAGUGAUUGUUUAUCGACGAACCAAUGCACGAACGGUGAGCACAAAUGUCAUUGGCUGGCUGCAUGUUACGAUCUGCCAGAUACCGACAAUAAGCCCUUGUAUGGUUGUAAAUGUCAACCUGGAUUCGUCGGAAACGGAUUCGAAUGUACAGGUGAGUCAGCCACUACUUAUAUGCAAAGCAUUUUUAGACUAGCGCAAACGCUCAAAUUAUUUCUGCGCACCAUUUGCUCAACAGUCUAUUGA